This is a messenger RNA of Phoenix dactylifera (date palm), 2477 nucleotides long. NCBI's taxonomy places the organism in Eukaryota, Viridiplantae, Streptophyta, Magnoliopsida, Arecales, Arecaceae. The record is from RefSeq and is a predicted model, not a curated record.
UCCUUUCCCUUCUUUUCCUUUUUGAUUUUUUUCCCCCUUUUAUGUGUUCCAAUGAGUUUGGUCUAUGCCUUUGGUUGGACAAUUUUAUCGGCAUUGGUGGAGAAAUCCGUUUGAAUGGGUGAGAGAUGAUGGAAGGAAGUAUGUGAUGGAACUGCAAGCACUUGGGCAUUUGGGUUUUUGAAGCUCUUCGGUACUUCUAAUCAUACCAGUUGCUAAAAAUCUUGUCUUUGGAUUGUAAUGGCGGCGAAUGUAUGGUGCCUGGCACCUUUUGAUGGUCGAUGUCCGGUUGGUGUUUCAGCGAUUCUUGGGAGGAGGAGUUUGACAGUGGACGGGUCAGGCAGAUGUAGCUCAUUCAACAUUUUUUUGAAUGAAAGGAAUGGUUUUUAUGUUUCAGGUCAAAGGGCUGUUUCAUGUUCUUGGGUUAGAUGUUCGGCAAACUCGAAUUCCCAUAACAUUGGUUCAUACCACAAUAAAGAUCCCUUUUUGCAUCUGCACCCUGAAGUUUCCAUGCUCCGAGGAGAGACGACUGACAAGAUCAUUGAUUCGAAGAAGGACAAGUUGGGCAGCAAUGUAACUGAAAGCUUGAGGGAAUCUUCACUGCCCGAUAAUUAUAAAGAGGCCAAGAUAAAGGUUAUUGGUGUGGGUGGUGGGGGAUCCAAUGCUGUUAAUAGAAUGAUUGAGAGUUCCAUGAAAGGUGUGGAGUUCUGGAUUGUCAAUACAGAUGUUCAAGCAAUGAGGAUGUCUCCUGUCUAUCCAGAAAAUCGCUUGCAAAUUGGUCACGAGCUGACUAGAGGUCUUGGUGCCGGUGGGAACCCAGAUAUUGGGAUGAAUGCUGCCAAGGAGAGCAAAGAGUCAAUAGAGGAGGCGGUUUCCAGUGCUGACAUGGUCUUUAUAACGGCUGGAAUGGGUGGGGGCACUGGAACUGGUGGUGCUCCUGUAAUUGCAGGGAUUGCAAAGUCAAUGGGCAUCUUGACAGUAGGUAUUGUGACAACUCCAUUUUCAUUUGAAGGGCGGAAACGAGCAGUUCAGGCACAGGAAGGAAUUGCAUCUUUGAGAAACAAUGUUGACACCCUUAUUGUCAUCCCAAAUGACAAGUUGUUGACUGCUGUUUCACCAAAUACUCCUGUGACAGAAGCAUUUAACUUGGCUGAUGAUAUUCUUCGACAAGGUGUACGUGGCAUUUCUGAUAUCAUCACGGUUCCUGGUUUGGUCAAUGUUGAUUUUGCUGAUGUUCGAGCAAUCAUGGCUGAUGCAGGUUCAUCUCUAAUGGGUAUAGGAACUGCUACAGGUAAAACAAGGGCAAGGGAUGCUGCAUUAAAUGCCAUUCACUCACCAUUACUAGAUAUCGGUAUUGAAAGGGCAACAGGAAUUGUAUGGAAUAUUACUGGAGGAAAUGAUCUGACACUGUAUGAGGUGAAUGCUGCGGCAGAAGUGAUUUAUGACCUUGUCGAUCCAGCUGCAAAUUUAAUAUUUGGAGCCGUUAUUGACCAGUCACUCAGUGGUCAAGUUAGCAUAACUUUGAUUGCUACUGGAUUUAAACGCCAGGAGGAGACCGAAGGCCGGUCUUUUCAGGGAGCCCAGCUGAGUGGAGAUAGCCUUGGCAUAAACAGACGCCCAUCAUCUUCUCUUACUGAAGGGAGUAUGGUGGAGAUCCCUGAGUUUCUAAGAAAGAAAGGGCGUUCGCGUUAUCCAAGAGCUUGACAGCUUGCUGGUGUUUUUGGUAACAGAUAGAUGGAUGGUGAUGAUUAUGUUCUCUGUUUCUAAAGAUUAUCAAACAACCCUCAGGGGAUAUUAGAUGGUGUUUUCUUAAUCUUUGUUUUACGUGGAAAUUAGCAUUGAGAGACAAAGCACUUCUGUUAUUCUUAAAGAUAUGAUCUUCAUAUGCUUAUUUCAGACCAUGCUAAGUUACAUGAUGCAUCCACGAAGGGUUUCAUAGCCCUACGUAACUAGAAGCAGACUUUUUCAAUAAGUUGGGGGAGAAAAAAAGAAGAUAAACCUGCAGAGGGAGCAAAAGCAAUGGUUUCCAUCAACUAUGUGCUGAUUGUGCUGGAUUUCUUGUCACUUGUGCAGAUCAAGCCAUUUCUAGUCUAAGUGGAAGGUUAUAUGCUUUAUCUACUUUGAUGAGAAAGACCUUAGGACCUAAGUUAGAUUGGUAUUCUCUGUUGAGUUUUAAAAUUGUAAUACACUGCUCUUAGUGCUGCAAUUGUAUGCAUUUCUGUUAUUAUACAAAUUAGAAGGUUGAAUAUGAGCUGUUUGUAGUGGAUCCAGUUGGUUUUAAAUUGUUAAAACCAUUUGAAUACACUGCUCUUAGUGCUGCAAUUGUAUGCAUUUCUGUUAUUAUACAAAUUAGAAGGUUGAAUAUGAGCUGUUUGUAGUGGAUCCAGUUGGUUUUAAAUUGUUAAAACCAUUUGAAUACACUGCUCUUAGUGCUGCAAUUGUAUGCAUUUCUGUUAUUAUACAAAUUAGAAGGUUGAAUA